Molecule: messenger RNA, 710 nt
Organism: Rhagoletis zephyria (snowberry fruit fly)
Lineage: Eukaryota; Metazoa; Arthropoda; Insecta; Diptera; Tephritidae
Product: odorant receptor 47a-like
Biological process (GO): sensory perception of smell
Cellular component (GO): membrane
Molecular function (GO): olfactory receptor activity; odorant binding
Source: RefSeq, a predicted model, not a curated record
AAUAGUGCCGCUCACUGUGCCAUACUCGAAAUGUUUCAGAAGAAUUUAGGCAUCAAAGACUACUUCCGCAUACAAAAAUUCACUUUUCAACGCUUAGGCAUAGAUCUUACAAUCAAAAAUGGACGAGUCAUGCAACCAUAUUUCUUGGCUUUUAUUAUUUUUACGCUGGCUACGAUCCUGCUACCGAUGGUGGUUUACAGCAGGCGGCAUUUGCAAGAAAUUGCCGAGGUGACCAAUGCAAUGACGCCAUUUAUGCAGGCCACGAUAACGCUUUGGAAGAUUUGGCGUGUCAUUUCGAGGCGCGAGGAAAUGGCACAACUAGUCGAAAGCAUUUAUGUGGUUUCGGCAAGAGCCAACAAGAGCGAAUUAAAUUACUUAAUACAGGAAAAUAAUCGCGAACGACUUAUGAAUAAAGCCUACUAUUGCUCGGUAUUGGUUACUGGAAUUUUAUCGCUGGCCGCACCUGUUUUGGUUAGCUUCUUACAAUACUUGCUACUUGGCGAAUUCGGCUAUAUUGUGGCGCUAAAAGGCGCCUACCCUAUUGACUUUGCACGACCGCUGAACUACUUCUUUAUCUGGCUUUGGUCGGCGAUUGCCAUCUAUGGUGUAAUUUAUGGUUCCGUAUCAGUUGAUAGUAUCUUUUCUUGGUACAUACACAAUAUAGUGGCAAAUUUUAAGAUACUAUCAUCCAAGUUGGAAUCAGCAGAAAA